This is a messenger RNA of Spinacia oleracea (spinach), 1766 nucleotides long. Its product is annotated as protein ACCELERATED CELL DEATH 6-like. Gene Ontology annotation, molecular function: protein binding. The transcript has 4 exons. Gene Ontology annotation, cellular component: plasma membrane. The coding region runs from base 1 to 1212 and encodes 403 amino acids. Lineage: Eukaryota; Viridiplantae; Streptophyta; Magnoliopsida; Caryophyllales; Amaranthaceae. The record is from RefSeq and is a predicted model, not a curated record.
AUGGAUGAUAUAGAGUUUGGUACAUGGCUAGUUGAAGAGGCACCUAAAUUCAUCACCGAGAAAGAUAAGAAUGGACAAUCACCUUGGGAUAAAGCAUAUGAAAUUGGUCCUGCAUGGUUUAUAAAUGCAGUUCUGAUAAAGGAUCCAACUGUUUUUAGUAGUACGCCUUUGGUUUGGAUUAAAGCGUGUGAGAAAGGUCAUGUGUCAGCUCUUCAAGCUUUCGUCGACCAUAAUCCAGGAAAGUUUAGAGAUCUUUGUAUCAAACAUAAGGAUUCUCCUUUGCAUCAUAUAAAGCUUCACGAAAGUUUAACGGAGUAUGAAAAAUUUCUCAAGAUUGAACAUAUGAAAGAUCUAAUCAAUCUUCAAGAUUCUAAAGGGGCAACACCGUUACAUAAAGCAAUACGAAAUGGAGACUUAUUGUUGACGGAAUCGCUACUUAACAUGGAAAAGAUAAUCUAUGACAUCGAGGAUGAUGAAAAAUUAUCCGCCAUGGACCUGUUGGCUGAAGAAUGUGACGAGUCGUCUGAGGACAAGCACACAUGGGACCGAAUGUGCAAAAGAUUUGGACUAGAUCCAACGAUAAAUACGACAUACUUCAAAAGUAAGACGAAUUUAUUAGAUGUGCGGAGCUCACUAUUCAUUGUGGCGGCUUUGUUAGCAACAAUUACGUUCACAGCUGGAUUCACUCUCCCAGGUGGAUUCAAUCAAGAAACAGGAGCAGCACUUUUGGGAAAUAAGGCAAUUUUUCUAGUGUUUUUGAUAUCUGAUGCAUUAGCCUUAUUUUUUUCAAUGAUGGUGUUGAUUAGUCUGACAUGGUCUAUGGUUUACGAAGCCAGUAAAUCAUUGGUAUUGAUUGAUCGAAGUAUGGUGUUACUCCGUAUAUCACUUAAUUGUACUUUGGUAGCGUUUGUGAGCGGAGUGUAUACUGUUUUAGCCCCAAUGACAUUGUGGGCAGCUAUCCUUAUUGUUGUCAUCAUCACCGCUCUCAUCGGAAUUUCAUUGCAUAAGACUCUGUUUUAUAAUGUUCUAGAAAAGUUAACCCCUUCUCCAAAAAAGAAGGUCAGAAGCCGCAAAAGAGAUCAAACCCCUGCGGGGAAAUCGGGCAUCUCUGAUGAGAAGGAACAAUUGCUUAGUGAUAGCGGGGAGAACUCAACCAAAGACCCUGAAACUGGUAGCCACACGACAAACGAGGACUUAGACGCAAUAGUGUAAAGGAUGCAAGCUCCACCCCUUUCUAAAAAUGGAAACUGAGUUGUUGUUAACAAUCAUGGUUAAUUGGUUAUCAACUUAUCACUAUGCUAAACUCUACUUUGCUUUUUUUUUUUUUGAAAGGAAACUUUACUUUGCUUUCUAGUCUAUGAAGUUAUGUCAACUUCUUUCUCCUUACCGUUUUGAGUUUUGACUUGCUUGUGAAUGUUGAUUGUUAAUUGAUGCUUACUAUUUUUAUGAAGGAAAAUUUGGUAAUAUUAAUCCAACCUUUGGCCGGUUUUCUUUUAUUAAUCCCACCUACCACAUAUUUUUUAAUAAUUCCACCUUUAUUACCCAACGACUUUUAUUGGGCUUAAGUGACCGAUAACCGGUGAAAAAAUCAUUGAGAUGGUGAUGAAUUGAUGAUGAUGACUGAAUAUAUCGAGAGAGAGUACUUCCACGUAGGGACAUAUUAUCGCCUACAAUAGGUUUAUGACGUGUUGGGCCCAAUAAAAGUCGUUGGGUGGUAAAGGUGGGAUUAUUAAAAAAUAUGUCGUAGAUGGGCUUAAUAAAAGAAA